Messenger RNA from Lactuca sativa (garden lettuce), 2166 nucleotides. RefSeq lists its product as uncharacterized. Lineage: Eukaryota; Viridiplantae; Streptophyta; Magnoliopsida; Asterales; Asteraceae. The record is from RefSeq and is a predicted model, not a curated record.
UACCAACUACUCCACUAGUCCACUGGUCACAUGGACACUCAACUUACGGCGUGUAAUACGUAGUCCCUACCAAGAAUUUGAAUUCAAAACCAAACCCUAAAACCCUCUCUUCUUCUUGCCCCCCAUUACUAACUUCUGAAAACCCUAGAGCCUCUCAUUUUCGAUCUCAGUACCAAACCCUAAUCCAUGGCGAAAAAGAAAACAAAACAACAAUCCGAAGAAAACAAUUCGCCCACAACCGAACAUGAAAUCCCUCGCCAAACUAUUGAAGACGCUGCUUCUGAGAAACUCGACAGCUUGAAAUCGCUAAAUGCUAUGUUGCUCAAAGAGACUGUCGAGCGCCGUCAUCAGGUGGAUUCGCUGACACAGAUUAACUGCUCUCUGGAAUCUGAACUGAAUCGGUGUAAAUCCGACAAGGUUUCGUUGCAAUCUGAGUUGAGCGGGUUAACUGAACGAGCAGUGACGUUAGAGAUCGAGAAGGAAUCGGUUUCUAAGGUUGUUGCUUUGCAGUUGGAUGAAAUGACGGAGGUUAGUCGUAGGGAGAAGGCUGCAAUGGAGGAGAAAAUCGGAGGUUUGGAGAGAGAAAUGAGUCGGCUUUUGGAGGAGAAAAACGCCAUUGAGAAAACGAAGAAAUCGAAGGAAUCAGAAAUUGGUUCUCUGAACGCCAGAUUGAAUACACUUGUGACUCAGAUCGGUGAAGAGAAUGUCGCUUUGUCAAAGAUUUGUGAGGAAAGAGAUGGAAUCAGAGCACAGCUCCAUGAUCGGAUUCAAUACGAGAAAGGGUUGAGAUCCAAACUAACUGAAGCAGAGAAGAGGGAGGCGGAGAUUACUGAAAAUUCCCAAAAAGUUAAGGCUGCUUACCUUGGUUUAAUCGAGGAGAAGAAAUCACUUGAAAGAAAGGUGGAUUCAAUCCUGAAAGAAAAAGAUCUGGUUGAAAUGAACUUGGUUGAAUCAAAUCGUGUAGUUGAUGUUUUGAAGAGAGAUAUUGAGAAGAUGAUGAAAGAGAAGAUGGAGAUUGAUGACGAUAGAGAUGUUCAAGAGAGAAAGAAAAACGAGUUACAUGUUUCUGUUCAUAGGCUGAAUGAAUUGGUCUAUAAGCUUAAAAAGGGGGAAGAACAAUUGCUUAUGAAAGUUGCUGAUUUGGAGAACAGACACGCCAUGGAUUCUGAAAAGGAAGCCAAAAUGAGUAUAGAGAUCAAUAUCCUGGUGCAAGAAAAACAAGAAUUGGAGGCAAGUAUUCAAAAACUGACUCAAGAAAAGUGUUUGGUCUCCAAAAAUUUGCAGGAGGCUUUGAAGAUGAUAGAACACCAGAAACUUACAAUCAACCAAAUGUUAGAAGAGAAAGCAAAGAUCGAAGAACAGUCUAACAAAUUCAAGAGCACAAUCGCAACACUUGAGAACUCCAACAAGAUUCAAAUCGAUAAAAUCAAGCAACUAGAGUCUGAAAUCAACAACCAGAAAUCUGCAUUCGAUCGAGCCACAACCGAAUCGAAAAAUACUCGAGCCAAACUUGAUGAAGAAAAACUCAAAUUGAAGAAUUCAAAUGAAAAGAUUUCCAAAAUGGAAAAGGGUGUUGAAGAAACACGCAAGAAACUUUCAAAGAUGACAACAGAAACUGAAAAACUCGUUGCAGAAAAGAACAAGUUAGCAGAAUCACUUGCCAAAACCCAAAAGGAACAUGAUGACACAAAAGCCAAACUAAAACUAUCCGAAGGUAAAAAGAAUCAAAUCUUGAAGAUCUUGAAAACCACCAAUGUGAUUCGUAGCUCAAAGGAAGAUGACAACAUGGGUAUUGAUCAAGAAAUCAAGAAUCAUGUAACAGAAACUGAAGCAAUGAAGAAAGCAUUCAAGGACAAAGAGACUAAUGUGGAAGAAUUGAAGAAGCAACUUGAAUUGGUUAACAAAGGUAAGAGUUUCUGGACAAUGGUGUCUUCUGCAACCACUGUUCUAGCUGCUAUUUCUUUAGCUUAUGUUGCUCGAAGCUGCUGAAUCAAUGGUGGAUUUUGCUAAUCCCAACAGGUUUAAUCCGUGUUCUUGUUAGGAUGACAAUAAUGGAAGAUGGGGUAAUUUUGUGGUUUUGAUCAAAAUUUAUCAAAUGUUCCAGUGUUGGACAAUUGUACUAAUUGCAACAAUUUUUGGAUUGCUAAUGCUAUGGUGAUUUUGACA